Molecule: messenger RNA, 2166 nt
Organism: Chionomys nivalis (European snow vole)
Lineage: Eukaryota; Metazoa; Chordata; Mammalia; Rodentia; Cricetidae
Gene: Lrit3
Product: leucine rich repeat, Ig-like and transmembrane domains 3
Exons: 4
Coding region: 1-2037 (678 amino acids)
Molecular function (GO): protein binding
Source: RefSeq, a predicted model, not a curated record
AUGUGGCUCCUUGCCUGUCUGUGCCUUGUGCUGUGUUUUCUGGGAGGCGUGAGCUGCACCUGUCCUGCGCAGUGCACCUGUGACCAUCAUGGCAGGAAUGACGGCUCAGGAUCAAGGUCAGUGUUGUGUAAUGACCUGGACAUGAAUGAAGUCCCUACAAACUUCCCCGUGGACACCGUGAAGCUUCGAAUAGAGAAGACUGUGGUCCAAAGGAUCCCCACAGAGGCCUUCUACUACCUGGUGGAGCUGCAAUACCUCUGGCUUACUUACAACUCAGUGGCCAGCAUAGAACCUGGCAGCUUCUAUAACCUAAAGCAACUGCAUGAGCUGCGUUUGGAUGGCAAUUCUCUGACUACUUUCCCUUGGGCGUCUCUGCUGGACAUGCCGCACCUGAAGACACUGGACCUGCACAAUAACCGAAUAACCCGUGUGCCAAAUGAGGUGGUCAGGUAUCUGAAGAACCUUACCUACUUGGAUUUGUCAAGCAACAGAAUAGCCACACUGCCACCAGAUUUCCUGGAGAGCUGGUCCCAUUUAGCUGUGACACCUUCUAGAAGCCUGGAUCUUCCACCAAGAAGAAUUAUUCUUGGGUUACAGGACAACCCUUGGUUCUGCGACUGUCACAUUUCCAAAGUGAUUGAGUUGUCGAAAGUUGCUGACCACGCCGUUGUACUUCUUGACCCUCUGAUGGUCUGCAGUGAACCCGAGCGCCUCGAAGGAAUCUUGUUUCAGAGGGCGGAGCUGGAACAGUGUUUGAAGCCGGCAGUGAUGACCUCAGCUACCAAGAUCACAUCUGCUGUGGGUAGUAAUGUCCUGCUGAGGUGUGAUGCCACUGGCUACCCCACCCCACAGCUGAUGUGGACCAGAUCCAAUGGCUCACCAGUUAAUUACACAGUAAUCCAGGAGUCUCCAGGAGAAGGAGCCAGAUGGUCCAUCAUGAGCUUGACAGGCAUCUCCUACAAGGAUGCUGGGGAUUACAGAUGUAAAGCCAAGAACCUAGCUGGGACGUCGGAAGCUGUGGUGUCUGUGACUGUUGUUGGCACCGCUACUACCACCCUAUUACCAGACACUUCAGAAAGGAAAGCCGGAGAGCACCCUGAUGAGGAUCCUCCGCCGGGAGCAGGAAGCAUGCCACCUCUACGUAAGUCAAGGUUGCCACCCGGCCUCUCUUCCACUUCUUCCUAUUCCACUCCCUCACCUGCUCUGUCUACGUCUCCACCACCUCCUUCUUCCUUCUCUUUGCCUCCUGUCUUCUCUGUUGCUUCUGCACCCACGAGUGUAAAAACCAGCAGCUCGGAAAGCACCGUCAGGACAAGCCACCAGCCACUCCUGCUCCACCCCGGCGGGAAAAGUCACGCAAAACUAGAGAAAAACGGAAGUAAGUUUCCGCCCGUCAGCGCGAGUAAGAAAGAGGAGUUGGCACUGUUGGAUCAGGCGAUGCCCACGAAAACAAAUGUCUCUAUAGCCGACCUCAGGGUGGCCAGCGAGACUGGAGUGAGCGCGACUUUGACAUGGAACAUCUCCACACGGGGGGCUGCUGUGACUGUGCUGUAUUCUAAGUACGGAGAGAAGGACCUGCUGCUAGCGGAUUCAGACUAUGGUGAGAACCAGGCAACCAUACAUGGCCUAGAACCCGGCAGUCAGUAUGUGGCAUGUGUCUGUCCCAAAGGAGUGGCUCCCCGGAAGGACCAGUGUAUCGUGUUUUCUACCAACGGAGUAGAAGAACGUGACUCCCAGUGGUCAUUCCUCAUCGUGGUGACCAGCACUGCCUGUGUUAUAGUUGUGCCCCUAAUUUGUUUUUUAUUAUAUAAAGUCUGUAAACUUCAAUGUACAUCAGACCCUUUCUGGGAAGAUGAUUUGGCGAAAGAGACAUAUAUCCAGUUUGAGACUCUGUCACCCAGGUCACAAAGUAUAGGAGAGCUGUGGACACGGAGGCACAGAGAUGACACAGAGAAGUUGCUGCUGUGCUCUCGGGCAAGUGUGGACACUCAGCUGAACUCUAAAUGUGACGGUUGUAGACCAGAAUACUAUUGCUGAGGUUGUGCAGGUGCAAUGAAUGUGAGCCAAGAACCGAGGGAUCUAAUGCUGUCACAGACCCUCUGUUGGAUGACUUUUGGACAGACUUUGCUAUCAUCUGUGAGAAUCACAAACACUAUUUUUUGAUGC